This is a messenger RNA of Marmota flaviventris (yellow-bellied marmot), 4687 nucleotides long. RefSeq names its product neural precursor cell expressed, developmentally down-regulated 9 (gene Nedd9). Lineage: Eukaryota; Metazoa; Chordata; Mammalia; Rodentia; Sciuridae. Gene Ontology annotation, cellular component: plasma membrane; cytoplasm. The record is from RefSeq and is a predicted model, not a curated record. Gene Ontology annotation, biological process: cell surface receptor protein tyrosine kinase signaling pathway; cell migration. Gene Ontology annotation, molecular function: protein binding.
AUCCUACGUGUGCGGUUGCCCAGCAGAGAAAAGCUUAGAGCUGCCUUUAGAAGCAAGUUCUGGUGGCUGCAGCCAGAAAGAGAGAAGCCCAAGCAUGCAGAGGGAAUAGCUGUCACCUCCUGCCUGUCCGCCCAGCCCAGAGAGGGCAGGAAGGCCAGGCGCUCAGGAUCCAUCGCAGAGGCGCGCCCUGGGGUUCGGUGAGCUGUGAGUUCCAUAACAUGAGACCCUGGCAGGAGCACAUCACGUGUUCUUCCAGCAGAGUUAUGAAAAGGAGGAAGCUGGCCAACAGACAGAUACACUGGAAUUGUCCUCCUUGAGUUCCAGAACUCCAUCAUCCCUUGGGGGAAAAUGUGGUCAAGGAAUCUCAUGGCAAGGGCCUUAUAUGACAAUGUCCCAGAGUGUGCUGAGGAGCUGGCCUUUCGCAAGGGGGACAUCCUAACUGUCAUAGAGCAGAAUACCGGGGGACUGGAAGGAUGGUGGCUGUGCUCCCUACACGGACGGCAAGGCAUCGUCCCUGGCAACCGGGUGAAGCUUCUGAUCGGUCCUGUGCAGGACGCCCCGCCCAGUCACGACCAGCCCAUGUCUGGACCUACGCACCAGAGCUUUGCCCAACAGAAACUCUACCAGGUGCCCAAUUCACAGGCGGCAUCUCGGGACACUAUCUACCAGGUGCCACCUUCCCACCAGAACCAGGGAAUUUACCAAGUACCCACGGGGCAUGGCACCCAAGAACAAGAUGUAUAUCAAGUACCACCUUCAGGACAGAGAAGCAUCGGGAGCACCAACGGCCCCCACUUAAGUAAAAAGGUGAUCACACCCGUGAGGACAGCCCAUGGUUACGUGUACGAGGACCCACCCCGAAGCCACAAGGAUGUCUACGAUGUUCCUCCUUCCCACACCAUGCAAGGGGUAUAUGACAUCCCUCCCUCAUCUGUGAAAGGCCCUGUGUUCUCAGUUCCGGUGGGAGAAAUAAAACCUCAGGGGGUGUAUGACAUCCCCCCAACAAAAGGGGUCUAUGCCAUUCCGCCCUCCGCUUGCCGAGACGAAGCUGGGCACAGGGAAAAAGAAUAUGAUUUCCCCCCUCCAAUGAAGCAAACCGGAAGGCCAGACAUCAGACCCGAGGGGGUUUAUGACAUCCCCCCAAACAGCACCAAGCCAGUGGGGAAGGACCUUCACAUGAAGUACGCCUGCGAUGCUCCCGGAGCCGCAGAAGUCGUGGCGCGAAGGCACCAAAGCCUGUCCCUGCACCGAUCGCCCCCGCAGCUGGGACAGGCAGUGGGCAUUCAGAACGAUGCAUACGACAUCCCCCGGGGAGUCCAGUUCCUGGAGCCACCAGCAGAAAACGGCGAGAAAACAAACCCCGAAGAAAGAGACGGUGUUUAUGAUGUCCCUCUGCACAGCGUGCCAGAUGCCAAAGGCUCCCGGGAUGUGGUCGACGGCAUCAACCGGUUGUCCUUCUCCAGCACAGGCAGCACCCGGAGCAACAUGUCCACCUCCUCCACCUCCUCCAAGGAGUCCUCCUUGUCCGCCUCCCCGUCUCAGGACAAAAGGCUCUUCCUGGAUCCAGACACAGCCAUCGAGAGACUCCACCGGCUCCAGCAGGCCCUGGAGAUGGGAGUCUGCGGCCUAAUGGCGCUGGUCACCACCGACUGGCGGUGCUACGGAUACAUGGAAAGACACAUCAACGAGAUACGCACCGCGGUGGACAAGGUGGAGCUGUUUUUGAGGGAGUACCUCCACUUUGCCAAGGGGGCGGUAGCCAAUGCCUCCUACCUCCCGGAACUGGUCCUCCACAACAAGAUGAAGCGGGAGCUCCAGAGAGUGGAAGACUCCCACCAGAUUCUAAGUCAAACCAGCCAUGACUUGAACGAGUGCAGCUGGUCCCUGAACAUCCUGGCCAUCAAUAAGCCCCAAAACAAAUGCGAUGAUCUGGACAGGUUUGUGAUGGUGGCCAAGACGGUGCCCGACGAUGCCAAGCAGCUGACCACCACCAUCAACACCAAUGCAGAGGCGCUCUUCAGACCAGGCCCCGGCAGUUCCCAUCUGAAGAAUGGACCUGACAACUUCAUGAACUCAGUAGAGUAUCCACACGCUGGCUCCCAGAUGCAGCUGCUGCGACCUGGUGACUGCAAGGCCCAGGCCCUCAGCAAGCCCUUGCCCCCCACCCUGGGAAAGGACCAGCCUCCUGACUGUAGUAGCAGUGACAGCUCGGAACGGAGCUGGAUGGAUGAUUAUGACUAUGUCCACCUGCAGGGUAAGGAGGAGUUUGAGCGGCAACAGAAGGAGCUGCUGGAGAAAGAGAAUAUCAUCAAGCAGAACAAGAUGCAGCUGGAGCACCAUCAGCUGAGUCAGUUCCAGCUGUUGGAACAAGAAAUCACCAAGCCAGUGGAGAACGACAUGUCCAAGUGGAAGCCCUCUCAGAGCCUCCCGACCGCAAACAGCGGUGCGGGGGCCCAGGAUCGGCAGUUGCUUUGCUUCUACUAUGACCAGUGUGAGACCCAUUUCAUCUCCCUCCUCAAUGCCAUCGACGCACUCUUCAGCUGUGUCAGCUCGGCCCAGCCACCGCGGAUCUUCGUGGCACACAGCAAGUUUGUCAUCCUCAGUGCACACAAACUGGUGUUCAUCGGAGACACGCUGACAAGGCAGGUGUCUGCCCAGGACAUCCGUAACAAAGUCAUGAACUCCAGCAACCAGCUCUGUGAACAGCUCAAGACAAUAGUGAUGGCCACCAAGAUGGCGGCCCUGCAUUAUCCCAGCACCACCGCCCUGCAGGAGAUGGUCCACCAGGUCACGGACCUGUCCAGAAACGCCCAGCUGUUCAAACGCUCUUUGCUGGAGAUGGCGACUUUCUGAGAGGACAGGGGAGGAGGAGGGAACUGAAUGAACUGUUACCAAGGGAAACUGGAAAUACUAUCUGGGUUUUGUAAAUAGGAUCUAUUUUUGUAUAUAUUUUAUAUGGAAAUGAAAUAUUUUAACAUUUUUUGAGUUAGACAACCUUCAGAAAUUCAGGGAGCUGGACAGGAAAAAUUUUCUUCCCUGUGGGGUUCUUAUGUAUGCAUAUAAGUAUCUAGGACAUAAGCUGUACAGAAACUUGUCCGGUCCUUUGCAUUCAUGUUUGUUUUGUAGGUGUUUGUCUGAUACAUUCCAUUUAAAAAAAAAACACAAAAAACAUGAAUUAAGAAGCACCUUAGUCAGCACCUCCUAAUGCUGCAUUUUGGGUUUUGUUUUGUUUUUUCAAAAAUGUAUUAGCUGGUUGUAAUAUUGUUCUGCACGUACUAGUGAUGAUUCUGAGCCUGGCACACCCAAAGCUAGUAUAUUUGCAAGUGUGCAUCUCCCACACACCCUCUCAUAAGGCAUGGUAUGUUGUAUUCUUGUUUUGAAACCUCUUUCAAAAUUCACUGCCUGGAACAUAUUAGGGCAAAAUACCCAAUUCCAGUUGAAAAAGCCCUCUUGGAGAUCAAGUUUCAGAAAUAUAUGCUAAUCUUAGCUUUGAGAUUUCAGGUGCUGGAGAGAGGAGAGACCUGUGUACUCUAUGAGGAGGCCAGGUCCAUAGCUGGGCCUGGUUGUUUCAACACUGAGAGGAAGCUACAGUCAAAGGAUAACUCUUGUUUCCCCGGGGCUGUUGGAUCUUCUACAUUUGUGAGUGAUUCAGCCAUGAGGUUUUCCAAAGAAUGUUUUUAGAGUUAUAAAAAAAAAAUUUUUAAAAAGCAAAACAUUAUUUGAAGCAGGGAUCCAUGAAGUCAUAUCAGACUAUGAUAGUCCACAAAAAGAAGGGAUGGUUUCAUCAAGUAGAGGCCUUUCCAACACUUCACAUUCUCUUGGGCACUUCUGCUCCAAUUACUUGAGGGAAACUGGCCAGUUCCUUGGUCAUUGCCCCUUAGAGCCACCAGGCUAUAUUCUUCAUCUCACGCCCUUCUUAAAACUCACAUGGUACAGACCCAACAUUUCCAGUAGCUAUAGACAGUGCAUCCAACCUUCACAACUCUGUGUGGCUGAUGACCUUGUAUAUUCACCCCACAACCAACUCAGCUAGUCACAGACAGCAUCUAUGCCUUAGUCUGUCCUCACACAUGCUGGUGUAGACCCAGCCCAGUCACCACAGCCAUCAGAUGCAUCCCUGGUGAGGGGGAUGCACCCUACCUGGUGGGUAAAUGUAUCCAAGCAUUGCCCACUUGAGAAGCAUGUUUUUUAGUCUUUUUGGUCCGUAGAAAUAAUUGGAUUCUGGCCUAUUUGGAAACGUAUUUUCUUUUGCAAUAUAUUCCUUGACCAAAUUAAGCUUGCUUGUUUUGAACAACCAAAUCAUUGGAACAGGAAAUGAUUUAUGAGGAACACAGGAUUUUAGCGUGAUGAAGAAUCAGUGGAAAUAAACAUGGAAGGUGCUUUUCAAAACAAUUGCUGUUGUGAUCAUCAAUGCUCUGCACUGCCUACGGAAGAUUAAAAGUGGUGUUGUUGUGUGACAAGGAGAUGUGGGGAAGAAGGGGGUUGCUGAACAUGAAUAACACUUGAAGAAAUUAAGUGUGUCCUCGUCGAUUUCAUUGUAUGGUGUGUAUUUCUUAGCAGAUGACAGACUGGUUCUAAGCAAAGUGGUGACAUUUCACGUUUUCAAAACCAAAACGUUCAAUCUGUAUUACUCUUUGCCAUUUUGUAUGUAGAGCUAUUUUUAAAUCAUUAAAUUUUUAGAUCUCUA